AUGUUCACGAGAGAACCAUCGAGACCACCAUCGACGAGCGCUUCAUCCCCAUUGCACUUGGAGAUAGCAGAGGCACAAACCGCCGACGACAUCAUACAACGGAGUUGGGGUUCCGCGGUUCUAGCAGCCACAUACCGAGGUUUGUGCAAUGCUUGUACACUUGUCUCCCCCAAGUCUGGGCUUCUUGGCUGCCCACUGUUCUUGCAGCUGUGGUCCUGGGAGAGGUUCCCGAUUGGUCGGCCAGACAUAGAUGCUGAGCGCCCUUUCGGGGCAAACGAGUUGGAUGAUCCGGACCACAUCGAUAUGCCUACUUUCGGCAUACUUUGGACACGUCGCGAGAGACGAUUUGCUCGCGACCAGGUCAGGAACUGCUACCCUGCGUUCACCGAGCAGUUCGACGUGCUCGAUGAUAGGGCGGUGAUCUGGCAGCCCUAUAUGGCCGCCGCCGUGCAUGCAAGGUACCCCGGCGGGAUCUCUAGCCUCUGCUAUAGAGAUUGUGCGUACUGGAUGACACAGUCGAAGAUCAUCUUCGAUGUGUCCGUGGAGAUAAUGUCCCAGCAGAGGAUCAUGAGGCAGUUCGGGUCUCGGCAGCUGGUCGAUCCUCCACCACCGAUAGCACCUCUCCCUGCCUACGUCCACAAGUACAACAGGAAGGGUACUAGCCACUCCUCGACAUGGUGGCUUCAGCGCGUUGGCUCGUAUGUUGCUGAGUGGGAUGGCGCGACAACACACGUCUGGCCGAACGAUGAGCAGUUUGACCCACAGGAGUUUGACGCAUAUCUGCAGAGGUACACUGCAGCCACGCGAGUGCGCCUCAUCCAGCCGACUGAUCCAGCUGAGGCGCCACCUACGUCUAUGCACGAUAUGUACCCGAUUCAGUCCACAGCCGUGGUCACUGAUCGCAGACUUACGAGGAUGAAGUCGCUCGGUACACACGUCAAGUGUCCAGUGCGCCUCUUCUGCAGCGUGACCAACAUGUGUCAUGGUUGA
This is a messenger RNA of Lolium perenne, 990 nucleotides long. The record is from RefSeq and is a predicted model, not a curated record. Lineage: Eukaryota; Viridiplantae; Streptophyta; Magnoliopsida; Poales; Poaceae.